AUCCUGCCUAAUCAACCCCCAAUAUAUAUAUACAUAUAUAUAUAUAUAUAUAUAUAUAUACACACACACACCCCACCUAAAUAUCAACCCCCAAAAUCUCAUGUAUAAAUAGCCUGUGAUCCCUCCUCUUUCCCUCCCCUUCUCCUUCCACAUUUCUACGAAAUCCUUUCCUACCGUUAAGGGGCAAUCUUUCCAAAGCACAAAAAAGGAAGAAGACACGAAUAUAAGUUCCGGCAAAAUUCCUCAAAAACCUUAUUUUCUACCUCCAAGAAAAGCAUUACACAAAACGUUAAUAUGGAUUAUCCUAAAUUUGUGUUGGAAGCCUCAGAGGCUGAGCUCAUGGCUCAAUCCUUUGGCCUCCCCUCCACCCUUCAACUUUUGCCAACGUUGAUUGAACCAGCCAAGAACCAUGCCUGCCCUCCCAUCUCAAAUUUCCAUGUUAGCGCCGUUGGCCUUGGCUCCGAUGGUCGCGUCUUUCUAGGCGUUAACCUUGAGUUCCCUGACCUUCCCCUUCACCAUACUGUCCAUGCCAAGCAGUUUUUACUCCUCAACCUCGCUGUCCAUAACUGCUCUCGCCUCGUAGCUUUUGCGGUCUCUGCUGCACCUUGCGGCCACUGUAGACAGUUUCUUCAAGAACUACGCAACUCUUCCACUCUCCAAAUCCACAUCACGUCUCUGCAGAACAAUAAUCCUGAUAUUACAUUCAAGCCUUUUGCUGAAUUAUUUCCCUACCCGUUUGGUCCACUUGAUCUUUUGGACGAGGAAACUCCUUUGCUGCUCGAGCACCAUCAUAAUAGUUUAUUUCUGUCUAUAGUAAGAAAAUUGACCUUAGAUCUAACUCAACCCCAAAAACUGGUUAAUGGGGUGAGGAUUGUUUAGGAUCAAAUAAGCGAGACCAUUUCCAAGAAGGGCAAUUAUCAUGGACAUGCAUAUAAUGGGUCAUCAAGUCAUGAAUCAGAAAGCGAAUCUACAACAGUUAAUGGUAUUAUGAACUCUGGAAUAUUAAGCAAUGGGUUUUGGGUAAAAAAUGAAAUAGAGAGUACUACCCUUUUGAAACUUGUAGCUCUGGAAGCUGCUAAUGAUUCACAUGCACCAUAUCGCGGGUGCCCAUCUGGGGUGGCACUCAUGGAUUGAGAUGGUAAGUUUUAUAAAGGUUCUUAUGUGGAAUCUACUGCUUAUAAUCCAAGUUUAGGGCAAGUGCAGGCAGCACUUGUGGGUUUUGUGGCUAAGGGAGGAGGUGAAUAUGAAAGGAUUGUGGCGGCAGCUUUGGUUGAGAAGGAGAGAGCAAAGGUGAGACAGGAAGAAACUGCCAGGCUGCUUUUGAAUAUGAUUUCUCCUAAAUGCGAUAUCAAGGUGUUCCAUUGCCAUGUUGCAGAAAAAUGAUGCCAAAAGGCUUCAACUUCAUGAUAAUUACUUAAACUUCUUUGCAUGACUAUAAUCUGCAAUCAUAGAUUGGCAUUGAUGUCAUCAGUCAAGCCUAAUGGUGAAUAAAUGAAUGAAUGAAUGAAGAAACAAAACUGGAUCCACCUCUACAUCAUUUUCCUGCCUCGAUCAACAGUGCUUAACAUUUCAAUAUAAACUUGCAAAAAUAUCUUACUGGUUCUUUGCUUUUAAAAGAAAGCACUUUUUUGUAAUUAUAGUUAUUUGAUUUACGUUUCUUUAUUUAUCUUCCUGAUUAAGCAAAUUUUAUAUAGGGUGUACAAUAUUUAAGAGUAAUGUCUUGUACACUUUACAAAAGUGUCUGUUGAAUAUGCAGUUACUUUGAGUAGAUUGCAUGUCAAAGGGUACUUUUCUCUGUUUUCUUCUGCUCUCUUUUUAAGCUAAUCAAAAAGAGGAAAAAGCUUCUUUGAGUAGAUUGGAUGUCAAAAGUGUCUGUUGAAUAUGCAGUUACUUUGAGUAGAUUGCAUGUCAAAGGGUACUUUUCUCUGUUUUCUUCUGCUCUCUUUUUAAGCUAAUCAAAAAGAGGAAAAAGCUUCUUUGAGUAGAUUGGAUGUCAAAAGUGUCUGUUGAAUAUGCAGUUACUUUGAGUAGAUUGCAUGUCAAAGGGUACUUUUCUCUGUUUUCUUCUGCUCUCUUUUUAAGCUAAUCAAAAAGAGGAAAAAGCUUCUUUGAGUAGAUUGGAUGUCAAAAGUGUCUGUUGAAUAUGCAGUUACUUUUCAGGAUCACACUCAUUGGUAGGGGUGUACAUAGGUCGGGUUGCUUCGGAUUUUUCAAUUACCAAACCAAACCAAUGGUAUCGGGUUUUUAAAUCU
Messenger RNA from Nicotiana tabacum (common tobacco), 2252 nucleotides. RefSeq names its product cytidine deaminase 1-like. NCBI's taxonomy places the organism in Eukaryota, Viridiplantae, Streptophyta, Magnoliopsida, Solanales, Solanaceae. Gene Ontology annotation, molecular function: zinc ion binding; cytidine deaminase activity. Gene Ontology annotation, cellular component: cytosol. The record is from RefSeq and is a predicted model, not a curated record.